UUCAAAAGACCAUACACCUUUGUCAUUCACGGUAAGAGAAUGCAGUUUGAAUUUUUUGAAGUAGAUAGCAUUUAAAUAACGAAUUUUAACUACUAAACAAUAUUGAAGGCAUUUAUAAAGAAAUUAAAAAUGAAUGCUAUAUCUUGAAGCAAUGAAUAACAUUAUCUUCAGAACCAUCUACUGCGAUAUUGAGAGCACAGGCCUUAAAUGACUUCGUUUUCACUUCUUUAGAAAGUUUUGACCCAGCGUUCAGUACCCAUUCAACAAUAGUCUUUCUUGAUGGUGGACGCAUGUUCCCUGCCUCUGUAAAUUCCAGGACACCACUAGCCAUCCAUUCAUCGUAAUGCUCAGCUACCAAAGCUUUGAAAGGUUUAUUCCAGCUCACAUCUGGUGCUUGCCAAUGCCAGUAUUUUCUGUACAUAAUAAACAUAAUACCAAUAUUUACACAAUCACAUGCAUGCACCUUCAAUAAACUUUAUUCUUCCCUUGACUCUGAAGAAUACAUUUGUGCAGGUUGUUGAAAUUUCAGUCCCAUCAUGAUCAAACAGUCCUUCUCAGGACUGCAUCCACCCGGAUGAUCAUAAAACAAAUAUUGUUAUUUCAAUAACGUCUCAAGAAAUGCCCUAUUGUUCGGUACUAAAGUUGAAGAACAAUAGCAGGGAUUAGCAAAGGAUUAGCAUAUAAUUAAGCCUGACAAGUCACUUAUUUUUCUUGAUUCCGCUAAACACCUAUUGUUCGCGUCUAAUCUUAAUUAUUUGAACUGAAGUAUUUCUGAAGUCUCAGUCUUGGAUAUUGCGAUUUAGAGGUUGGCUUAAAGUUUAGUAAUGGAAGUUAAUAAAGAGGAAGCUUGUAGUGCACCGGUCGAUGACAAUUCGCAUUCGUUAAAUGAAAACAUAGAACCCCCUAACAAAAGACAAAGAGUCGAAAUUACAGAUGCAAGCAGUUCAAAUGAUGACCUCCCACCUCUUCCACAUGGAACUAUUGGUUUCAUAGGAGAAAGGGAAGUUGCUGCGAAUUCAGAGAGUGACUCUGAUAGCAAUAUAUCAAGUUAUGCAAAGAGAGAGGGAUGUGAAACACCCUCCACCACAAUCAUUUCUGAUUCAGAAGAUGAAAUGCCCAGUUAUGAUUUAGACGGAGGAUUUGUUUUGGAAUUCGAGCCUCCAGAAACAAGUGAAGAUGAAGAUGAAGAUGAUGAUG
Messenger RNA from Actinia tenebrosa (Australian red waratah sea anemone), 1197 nucleotides. RefSeq lists its product as uncharacterized. Gene Ontology annotation, biological process: protein ubiquitination; cell cycle. The record is from RefSeq and is a predicted model, not a curated record. NCBI's taxonomy places the organism in Eukaryota, Metazoa, Cnidaria, Anthozoa, Actiniaria, Actiniidae. Gene Ontology annotation, molecular function: ubiquitin protein ligase activity.